Alosa sapidissima (American shad) is the source of this 4447-nucleotide messenger RNA. RefSeq names its product peroxisome proliferator-activated receptor alpha b (gene pparab). Gene Ontology annotation, cellular component: nucleus. Gene Ontology annotation, molecular function: nuclear receptor activity; RNA polymerase II cis-regulatory region sequence-specific DNA binding; zinc ion binding. The record is from RefSeq and is a predicted model, not a curated record. The transcript has 7 exons. Lineage: Eukaryota; Metazoa; Chordata; Actinopteri; Clupeiformes; Clupeidae. Bases 248 to 1654 code for a protein of 468 amino acids. Gene Ontology annotation, biological process: negative regulation of transcription by RNA polymerase II; positive regulation of transcription by RNA polymerase II; cell differentiation.
CCGGGCGGUGGGCUGCGCGGCUGCUGCCCUGCUGCGGCUGGAGAGGGAGUUUGACAGCAGCUGUGCUAUUGGAGACAAACAAGGACGUGUGUUAGGGGAUUUUUUUUACCUUCUUGUUCCCCCACCCCCUGGUCAUAGCUUUGACAGUCUCAUAGGCUGACGAGUUUCUCGGCGAUAUGGCAGCUUCGGUCUGGACUGUUCAAUGCAAGUCUGAUGAGUGAGUCAGUCGCUGGCCCUGUCCGCCAUAAUGGUAGACAUGGAGAGCCACUACUGCCCCCCGUCUCCCCUGGAGGAGUCGGUGCUGGGCAGCCCACUGUGUGGGGACUUCAUCGGCAGCAUAGAGGACCUGCAGGACAUCUCCCAGUCCAUUGAUGAUGACGCCCUCAGCUCCUUCGACGUGCCCGAGUACCAGUCUUCCAGUCUGGGCUCCGGCUCUGAGAGCUCCACCAUGCUGGACGCCCUGACGCCGGCGUCCAGUCCAUCCUCAGGUGUGUAUGGAACGGUCCCCGGGCAAGAGGAGUUCUCCUCGACCUCGCUGAACCUGGAGUGUCGCGUGUGUGCCGACCGCGCCUCGGGAUACCACUACGGCGUCCACGCCUGUGAGGGCUGUAAGGGUUUCUUCAGGAGAACCAUUCGCCUCAAGCUGGAGUACGAGAAGUGUGAGCGGCACUGCAAGAUCCAGAAGAAGAACCGAAACAAGUGCCAAUACUGCCGCUUCCAGAAGUGCCUGUCCGUGGGCAUGUCCCACAAUGCUAUCCGUUUCGGCCGGAUGCCCCAGUCGGAGAAGCUGAAGCUGAAAGCGGAGAUUCUGACGGGGGACCGGGAUGUGGGGGAUCCGCGGGUGGCUGACCAGAAGACGCUGGCUAAGCAGAUCUACGAGGCCUACCUGAAGAACUUCAACAUGAACAAGUCCAAAGCAAGAACCAUUCUCACGGGCAAGACCAGCACACCGCCCUUUGUCAUCCAUGACAUGGAGACGCUGCAGCUAGCUGAGAAGACGCUGGUGGCCAAGAUGGUGGGCUCGGCCGCGGGCAGUCUCCAGCACAAAGAGGCCGAGGUGCGCAUCUUCCACUGCUGCCAGUGCACCUCCGUGGAGACGGUCACUGAGCUGACCGAGUUCGCCAAGUGCGUGCCGGGCUUCUCGGGCCUGGACCUGAACGACCAGGUGACACUGCUCAAGUACGGCGUGUACGAGGCGCUCUUCGCCAUGCUGGCCUCGUGCAUGAACAAGGACGGGCUGCUGGUGGCCUACGGCAGCGGCUUCAUCACGCGCGAGUUCCUCAAGAGCCUGCGCCGGCCCUUCAGCGACAUGAUGGAGCCGAAGUUCCAGUUCGCCAUGAAGUUCAACGCGCUGGAGCUGGACGACAGUGACCUGGCCCUGUUUGUGGCCGCCAUCAUCUGCUGCGGAGACCGGCCGGGCCUGGUGAACGUUGCGCACAUCGAGCGCAUGCAGGAGGGCAUCGUCCACGUGCUACGACUCCACCUGCUGGCCAACCACCCGGACGACGCCUUCCUCUUUCCCAGGCUGCUGCAGAAGCUGGCCGACCUGAGGCAGCUGGUGACGGAGCACGCGCAGCUGGUGCAGGAGAUGAAGAAGACGGAGGACAUGUCGCUGCACCCCCUCCUGCAGGAGAUCUACAGGGACAUGUACUGAGGAGGAGGACAUGUCGCUGCACCCCCUCCUGCAGGAGAUCUACAGGGACAUGUACUGAGGAGGAGGACCCCCAACACCCCCAUGUCAUCCUCUUUAGCAGGCUUGCGCUGUGAUACUCCAAGCAUGUGUGUGUGUGUGUGUGUGUGUGAGAGAGAGAAUGUUUGUGUGUAUAUGUGUGUGCAAGUGGUUCCCAACUGAAACACUGCAGAGGAGACAAAGAGCCCACUCUGGGUGACCCUGGGGGGGUGCAGACAUGAACACUGACCCCUGACCCCAUCCACGUCAGCCGCUCCUUGACGCAACUCCAGAGGAUCUUGGGUAUUUUAGGGUCCCGGCGACGGCGAACUCACGGGUGUCUGAAGGGGAAGACCAAGGUCACAGCAACAGCAGCCACGAGAGCCACUGGACAGGUGGGCGGGUUUUGGGGUGUGAGGGGGGGGGGGGGUUGAUUGAUGUCGGCAAUGAGGACUCAGUGCAGAGCCUUGACCUUCAUACUCUCAGAAGCACUAUCCCUUGGCUAACUCAAAUUCUAUGGUUUUGCUCUCAGAAGCACUAUCCCUUGGCUAACUCAAAUUCUAUGGUUUUGCUCUCAGAAGCACUAUCCCUUGGCUAACUCAAAUUCUAUGGUUUUGACAUUAAUGGAGCCACUAGAGAGUGUGUGUGAGCUAGAACUGCUGACGUGCUCCUCCAUGACCAGCUGUAUCUCCUACAUUGUGUAUUACUAAAGAGCCGCACGUCAAUGGUCAGAAUGACACCUUUAGAUUUACAGCAGUGACACCCAAGUGACUUCAGCAUAGAGCGCUGCCAUCCAAUGCAAUGCAACUGACUGUGUGUAAUAAUAAAUACUCAGGGCCAGGCACUUUGCUCCCCACAGUCUCUGGGAGCGAUUUGAUAACCAGCAACUGACUUCCACACCGUUCAACCACUGAAUCGCUUAGCGAAAUGUAACACCAAGCCAUGUACUGUUAAAGCCACCACUGUCUGUUAGUCUGGUAUUAAUAUCAGUCAAGGUCAUGAGUGAAACUGUGGUUCAGCCAUCAAUCAAUGCCCUGUGCUUUUUCUCUGCAAGCGUUAUUUGCCUGUUUGAGUGUCUUUGUGUUGCGUGCCACCAUUCUUUGCUUUAAAACCUGGUUUGAGGUCAAGGGCGCAGUGUUGAGAUAAAGUCCCUAGACACUCCUUUUAACACUGCAAGCCUUUGCCUGGACUUUGUCCCUAGCAGGCAGAAGGACAUCUUAUACAUACCACCACAAUAUUAGUCCCUGAUUUCAAGACUUUUCUUACAGUCUGAAUGGGGCUACUCGCCACAUCCUUCAUUCAUUUGGCUUUUCACUGAUACCAUUGUCAAAUCUAUAUUAUUAUUAACCUGCAGUAUGUUUAUGAUGAUAUAAUUAGUAUCAUAAACACAUAGUCUGAUUUUAAUGAAUUGAGAGUAUGAACGUGGACAAUAACCCAGAGAUUUUAUUAAUUAAAUUAUAGAUUUUAUGCUCUUAAUUUGCUGUUAACUAAUGAAAUAAUUGUGUCACUCACUGCAUUAGAUGUGUUCUGGCGUGGACAGCUCUGUGUUAUUAAUUUCACUGCUCUGUGAAGCCUGUAGGGAGUGUGGUGUAAGUGCACAAACAACCCCACUGUGCUCAAGGCAUGUUGACAGGCUGGCUUUCAUGAAAUAUUGCUGUUGUGUCUGAUUGAACUCCAGCGCGUCCUAAUCUGACUCGGUCACGUCCUGUGACUUUGUCCCCCUGGCAUUGAAGCCAUAUGGAAACAUGGCACGUUGGAGGCAUGCUUUUCACCCGUGUAAGCUCAACUCAGGUUCCUGAGUAGGGGAUUUUCCCCUCGCCUGUGACUCUACUGCCGAUACUCCAACGGCAUGGCUUAACCAAGCCUAAAUGUGCCAUGCCGUACAGCACCAAAUGUGUUUUUUAGGGGUUAUGACUGUGAUUGGCACGGUCACCUUCUCAAAUCUGAGUGUUUGUUUGAACAAUUCAUGUCAGAACAAUUUAUACAGAAGAAAUGCUAAAGAAUAAAGGUUAUGAUCCCUUCUACACAAGAAAGCCAGAGUAAUGAUCCUAUCCACGAGAAAACUUGCAUUUCACUGUAGUCACCACAAAAUGGGUACGCAUAUGGCCAAUUCUCUGGGGCUACAUUCACCAGAGUAAGAUCAUUUUCUUGUUCAGGCAGUGGUGGUUUGCAACACUAUCAUAACAUCACAUGAAAAUGACUGACAGCCGACGUGACUGAACAGCACAUAGGUUCACUGAGUACAUGCGAUACUCAAGCACAGCACACAACCGUGCGCAUUAAUACCUCACUUUACAGAUGCCUUCUGACUAAACAAAUGCUUCACACUCCAGCUUGGGAAAGUGUAUUUAGUGUUAAAGGGCUAGCUGAAAUACAAACAGAACGCUAUUUUAAAGAUUAAAACAGGUUAAGGUUUGCUCUCUCUCUCUCUCUCUCUCUCUGUUUCUAUCUCUCUCUCGUCUUCUUUAAUACUCCACCUCUAUUCUUGCACUCUCUCCCAUCCCCUCUUUCUGUCACACUCUUAACCACAGUGCCUCCUCUGGGCUAGCAUGCUGAGUCCCACUGUCUGUCGGGUUAAAGUCUCACUGGUUAGAUUGUGAUCUUCAGUUGUCUCCUCAUGUAUAGUAGAUUCUUGUCUCUUUAAGACAAGCUGUAAUAGCUGCACUCCAGCCAUGCUUUGCUCCUGAUUCCAUAAAAUGUCAUCCUGGAGGAUCUGUAGUUGUUGUUUUUUGUUUGUUUUUUUCCAGUGUGACUGAUAGGUUACUGUAGAGGCUUUGG